AUGAGAAUGAAGAAGGGCAACAACAUAACUUUGUUAAAGAUUUGUUUAAAUCUAAUUGAAAUCAACACUUGGGAAUUAGGAUCUUCCAGACAAGUCAGCAUCGAUAAGGGAAAAAUCAAUAUCUUAUUGGAAGGAAUUACAGUGAGUUUGGAAAGAUAAUUAGAGAAAGCAUCUGAGAUAGAUCAAUAAAUCCAUGCGUAUAAAAGACACAACAAAAUUGUAAAUUGGUAAGAUGUAUGUAUAUACAUUAAAAAGCCAAUUAAUUUAUUAUGUUAAAUGGUUAGAUUUAAUUGGAAAUUGAGUGUAAAGGCAAGGAAGGAGGGAAGGUCAAAAUAUUGUGAAAUGUGGCAUUCCUUAAAAUAAUAGAUAUACAUGACUUUUGCGCUUCUGAAUUACAAGAAUUGUUGCAAGCUGGAAGAGAGUACGAAAAAAGAAACACACUAGUUGGAAUAUUUUCAAAUAAGAUUUAGAGGCAUCUGGAAAAAUGGUGAUACCAGAGAAAUUUACAAGUAAUUUAAGGUGAAAAAAUAACAAGUGGAUAUCAAGAAUCAUGAUGAUUAGUUAUAUUGGAAACAUGGAAUGGUUUAGAUACAAGAGAUUACUACUCAUACUGGAAGAGAGGCCGACUAUGGACAGUAUAUGGUAUGGGUUCAUCAUUCAGGGAGGAUUAGAUCUAGUAUGAUGAUGAAAAGACAGCAGAGAGGAAAAAUAGAACAUAUUUUGGAAUGGAGAGGAGGUGGGGAUUGGCAAAUGGGUUAUUAUCUAUUGUAUAGAAAAUUAGAAAUUGAGUGA
Paramecium tetraurelia is the source of this 792-nucleotide messenger RNA. RefSeq lists its product as uncharacterized. Gene Ontology annotation, molecular function: proteasome binding; cysteine-type deubiquitinase activity. NCBI's taxonomy places the organism in Eukaryota, Ciliophora, Oligohymenophorea, Peniculida, Parameciidae. The transcript is spliced from 3 exons. The record is from RefSeq and is a predicted model, not a curated record. Gene Ontology annotation, biological process: regulation of proteasomal protein catabolic process; protein deubiquitination; proteasome-mediated ubiquitin-dependent protein catabolic process.